This is a messenger RNA of Hordeum vulgare subsp. vulgare (domesticated barley), 1023 nucleotides long. Its product is annotated as senescence-specific cysteine protease SAG39-like. Gene Ontology annotation, cellular component: lysosome. Gene Ontology annotation, molecular function: cysteine-type endopeptidase activity. The transcript has 2 exons. The record is from RefSeq and is a predicted model, not a curated record. Bases 1 to 1023 code for a protein of 340 amino acids. NCBI's taxonomy places the organism in Eukaryota, Viridiplantae, Streptophyta, Magnoliopsida, Poales, Poaceae.
AUGGCCUUCUCCAAGGCUUUGCUCUUUGCCGUCCUUGCCAGCCUCUGCUUCUAUAGCUCUGUUCAUGCAGCUCGUGAGCUGAAUGAUGACUUGUCCAUGAUGGCGAAGCACGAGGGUUGGAUGGCGCAAUACGGCCGCGUCUACAAGGACGCUGCCGAGAAGACACAUCGGUUCGAGGUAUUCAAGACAAACGUCAGGUUCAUCGAGUCGUUUAACACCGGAGAUCGCAAGUUUUGGCUUGGCAUCAACCAGUUCGCUGACCUCACCAAUGACGAGUUCAGGGCAACCAAGACAAAUAAGGGAUUCAUUCCAAACAAAGUGAAGAGUCCUACGGGAUUCUUCAGGUAUGAAAAUAUAAGCUUAGAUACACUCCCGACAACGGUGGAUUGGAGGACAAGAGGUGCAGUCACUCCUAUCAAAGAUCAAGGCAUGUGUGGCUCUUGUUGGGCAUUUUCUGCUGUUGCUGCAACGGAGGGUAUUGUCAUGUUAAGUACCGGCAAGCUUGUCUCCCUCUCAGAGCAGGAAUUGAUAGAUUGUGAUAUCCAUGGCGAGGACGAUGGCUGCUAUGGCGGAGACAUGCAGGAUGCGUUCGAGUUCAUCAUCAAGAACGGCGGGCUCACCAUGGACUCCAACUACCCAUACAUGGCAACAAACGGCACAUGCAAGGCUGGAUACAAUAGUUCUGCGACACUCAAGAGCUAUGAGGAGGUACCUGCAAAUAACGAGGGUGACCUCAUGAAGGCUGUGGCAAAUCAACCCGUGUCAGUUGCUGUCGAUGGAGGUGACAUGACAUUCCAGUUAUACUCUGGCGGCAUCUUGACUGGCUCAUGUGGCACUGAUAUGAAUCAUGGAAUUGCAGCCAUUGGUUAUGGAACAGAUAGUAAUGGCACAAAAUAUUGGUUGUUUAAAAAUUCAUGGGGCACAACAUGGGGCGAGAACGGAUACUUGAGAAUGGAGAAGGAUAUUAGUGACAAGAGGGGAAUGUGUGGCAUUGCCAUGAAUGCCUCAUACCCCAUUGCGUAG